AUGAGCGCAGGAGGCCGUCACGCCGUGGUGACCACCCCUCCCCCGCCCAGCGGCGGCGGAGGACCCGGUGGUCCUAAGGAACGAUACUUCGACCGCAUCGAUCCCAACGACCCCGAGUACCUGAGAGAGAGGAACAUGUCACCUGACCUCAGACAGGACUUCAAUAUGAUGGAACAGAAGAAGAGAGUCACACAGAUACUACAGAGUCCUGUAAGUAGGAGGGAGGGAGGGAGUCACACAGAUACUACGGAGUCCUGUUAGUAGGAGGGAGGGAGGGAGUCACACAGAUACUACGGAGUCCUGUAAGUAGGAGAGAUAGAGAGAGGGAGGGAGGGAGUCACACAGAUACUACGGAGUCCUGUAAGUAGGAGCUAGAUAGAGGGAGGGAGGGAGUCGACAGAUACUACAGAGUCAGGGAGUCACACAGAUACUACGGAGUCCUGUAAGUAGGAGGGAGGGAGGGAGUCACACAGAUACUACGGAGUCCUGUUAGUAGGAGGGAGGGAGGGAGUCACACAGAUACUACGGAGUCCUGUUAGUAGGAGGGGAGGGAGUCACACAGAUACUGGAGUCUGUAGUAGGAGGGAGGGAUCACACAGAUACUACGGAGUCCUGUAAGUAGGAGGAGGGAGGGAGAGAGGGGGAGGGAGUCAACAGAUACUACGAGUCCUGUAGUAGAGGAGGGAGGAGGAGGGAGGGAGUCAACAGAUACUACGAGUCCUGUAAGUAGGAGGAGUAGAGAGAGGGGAGGAGGGAGUCAACAGAUACUACGAGUCCUGUUAGUAGGAGGGAGGGAGGGAGUCACACAGAUACUACAGAGUCCUGUAAGUAGGAGAGCUAGAGAGAUAGAGAGGGAGGGAGUCAGACAUAUACUACAGAGUCCUGUAAGUAGGAGAGAUAGAGAGAUAGAGAGGGAGGGAGUCAGACAGAUACUACAGAGUCCUGUAAGUAGGAGAGGUAGAGAGAUAGAGAGAGGGAGGGAGUCAGACAGAUACUACAGAGUCCUGUAAGUAGGAGAGAUAGAGAGAGGGAGGGAGGGAGUCAGACAGAUACUACAGAGUCCUGUAAGUAGGAGAGAUAGAGAGAUAGAGAGGAGGGAGGGAGUCAGACAGAUACUACAGAGUCCUGUAAGUAGGAGAGAUAGAGAGAUAGAGAGAGGGAGGGAGUCAGACAGAUACUACAGAGUCCUGUAAGUAGGAGAGAUAGAGCGAUAGAGAGAGGGAGGGAGUCAGACAGAUACUACAGAGUCCUGUAAGUAGGGGUGGGACAAUGUGAGUGUGAGAGAGAGAGAAAGAAAACAGGAGGUGCAUCUGGCCUGAUGCUCAUUUUGACAUCAAGAGGACAAUUUAUAUUGUUCACCAGUUGUUGGGAAUUUAACAUAUCGGAAAUAUUCUGUUUGUGAAUGAGAGUUCCCUGCUUUUUGCUGGCGGUCGCCAUUUCAAACCCCUUAGGGGUUAACACACUGACGUUGUGACAGAGACCACAGAAACACUCCAGCCGUCAGCACGGCAGACUGUGUCAGCACGGCAGACCCAACAUUACUGCCACAGAGUCUACCUACCACACCCUUUCUCAUAAACAGGAUAGCUUACUAGCCCUGCAACAUAAAGCAUGUCUGUAAACUCUGUAGUCUGUUCUCCAAGCCCCCAGCCCCUAACUCACUCAGACACACCUGUUUGUUUACCUGCAGGUAUUGACUCAAGGGAGUGGGCAUGUCUGUAGCUCAGGUUCAUAGCUUUCGGCUGUGUGUGUGUCCGAGUGUGUGUGGUGUGUGUGUGUGUCCGAAUGUGUGUAUGUCCGAGUGUGUGUGUGUGUGUGUGUCAGAGUGUGUGUGUGCGUGCGUGUCCGAGUGUGUGUGCGUGCGCUGGUUGUAGUCAUGUUCUAUUUAAAGCGUUAAAUGGGAUCCACAUUACUACACAUGCUCCCGCGGGUUCUUUGGCGCGCUUUUAUACCAGCUGUCAGGAGAUCAGGAGACGAUCGCAGAGUGUCUCGCUGCUUUUCACCUGUGUGUGUGUGUGUCUUUUGUCUGAAAAUGUCUAUGUUGAAGGGUUGUAAAUGUGUGUGUUUGCCUACUUGAGUAUGUGCGUGCGUGUGCAUGUAACUGUGUGGGUGUUGUUGUAAUCUGCUUCAAUAAGUAGGACCAUGGAGUUCUCCCUGACCAUGUCACAUCACCAGGUAAACUGGUCCAGGGUCCAGAGUUCUUCCUGACCAUGUCACAUCACCAGGUAAACUGGUCCAGGGUCCAGAGUUCUCCCUAACCAUGUCACAUCACCAGGUAAACUGGUCUAUAGGACCCAGAGUUCUCCCUGACCAUGUCCAAUUUUUUCUCUCCUGGAUAGAUCACGUAGUCAGGAAAACCUCCUGGUCCUAUAACAAUGGACCAAUAGACAUGGCAUAGAGAGAAUAACUGUGCACUUGUGUCCUACGUGGUCUCAUUCCCUCCCAGUCACAAUAGUUCCUAUGGAGUCAUGGGCUGUGUCUGAAAUGUCACUGUGUAGUGCACUACUUUUGACCAGAGCCCAUAGGGAUCCCAUAGGGCCACUAUAUAGGGAAUAGGGUGCCAUUUCAGACCCAUUCCCACCCAGUCACAUGGCUGCAUGGGAACUAGACUAUAGGUCGAUAUACGUGACCCAUCAUCAACCAAUCAGAUAUUAGUAAAACCAUCUGAUAUAUAAGGUUGAGUCGUUAGAUAUAAUUGAAUUUGGCAUCCACUUACACAUGCUGCUGCUAUUUCUAGCCAUGGACACACGCACAUCUCGGUCGGUGGAGCACAGCAAGGCUCACUUAGUCUGAGUGAUUUAGUGAUGCGAUGCGGCAAAUAGGGAAGCAAUGUGUGUGUGCGUGUUUGUGUGUGUGUGUGCAGCUGGGUUGUGUAUAUUCACUGCUACUGCGGUUUGGGAGAAGGAAGCAGACUUGAAUUUCUUCUCCUCAGGCUUACAAUGACUGGAUAAUUUAUGGAGCCUCCCUGACUCUAACCCCCUGUGAGAGGAAGUGUUUCGUCCAUGGUUUCUUUCUUUUGUUGUUCUCUUUAUAACUUUUAACAUCUCAUUCUAAAGAACAUUAGCAUGCGUAUUCUCUGAGGAACUUUUUAAACUUCAAACUGGAAGCUUUUCUGGAAGCUUUUCUGAGAGACUAUCCCAUUUAGUUUGGCAUUUAGGUUAUUAAGCAAAGUAUUUGAGCUAUCUUUUGGUUUGGCAUUUACGUUAUCUCAACGUUUCCUAGCUAGCUUAUGCUUGAGCAUUUAGGUUAUAGAGCAAUAUGGCUUAGAUGGCUUUUGUGCUGACAUUUACAUUAUCUUUCAAUGAGAGACCGAGAAGUAGAGAGAGAGAGAGAUACGGAGAGAGCGAGAGACAGAGAGAAGUAGAGAAAGAGAGACAGAGAGAUACAGAGAGAGAGAGACAGAGAAGUAGAGGAAGAGAGAGAGAGAGAUACGGAGAGAGAGAGACAGAGAAGUAGAGGAAGAGAGAGAGAGAUACGGAGAGAGAGAGAGUAUUGAGAUGUUAGGGUAGGCAGUACAGACUCAACCCCAGGGAGGAAAGCGCUGGUCAAAAGCUGCAGGCAGUGUUGCAGCUGAAAUGGGGGACCGAUUUUUACUGACGCACACAUCAAUAUCAUUGAUUGGUUGGCACUUGCUCCCACUCUCUUGGUCUCUCUCUUGGUCUCUCUCUCUCUCUCUCUCUCUCUCUCUUCUCUCUCUCUCUCCUCUCUCUCUCUCUCUCUCCUCUCUCUCUCCUCUCUCUCUCUCUCUCUCUCUCUCUCUCUCUCUCUCUCUCUCUCUCUCUCCCACCUUGCAACACAGUCCACAUGAGAGUAUAAUUGUGCUGACUUAACUGUCAAGGCUAUGAUUCACUUGGACCAUGGUGUGUGUGUGUGUGUCUCUCUUUAACUGUGAGUAUUUAUUUUACAGAUUGUCAGCGGUGACGUAAAACCCUUUAAUCACCUCACACACAAUAAAGUGUCCACACACACACACACACACACACACACACAGACUACAAGUGUGAACACGCUUGAUAGCAAACCCAGCUACAGUCUAGUCAUAAAGGGUUUGUUGUCCUUUCCCACGCUACAGGGAACAGCUGCAUCCCAACAGUCUUAACUGUCUGUCACCAACCAUAGAGUCAGCAGGAAGAGGAACAUCCCAACAGUCUUACCUGUCAGUCACCAACCAUAGAGUCAGCAGGAAGAGGAACAUCCCAACAGUCUUACCUGUCAGUCACCAACCAUAGAGUCAGCAGGAAGAGGAACAUCCCAACAGUCUUACCUGUCUGUCACCAACCAUAGAGUCAGCAGGAAGAGGAACAUCCCAACAGUCUUACCUGUCUGUCACCAACCAUAGAGUCAGCAGGAAGAGGAACAUCCCAACAGUCUUACCUGUCUGUCACCAACCAUAGAGUCAGCAGGAAGAGGAACAUCCCAACAGUCUUACCUGUCUGUCACCAACCAUAGAGUCAGCAGGAAGAGGAACAUCCCAACAGUCUUACCUGUCUGUCACCAACCAUAGAGUCAGCAGGAAGAGGAACAUCCCAACAGUCUUACCUGUCUGUCACCAACCAUAGAGUCAGCAGGAAGAGGAACAUCCCAACAGUCUUACCUGUCUGUCACCAACCAUAGAGUCAGCAGGAAGAGGAACAUCCCAACAAAUAGAUAGUUGAAUGCUAGGCUGAUUUCUUUUAACAACACUUUAGGUAAUACAUAAAUAUAACAUACACUGUGCACUGUGUAACAUUUAUAUACUAAAGGCUUUAAUAUAGUGCGGUUUAUGGCUUUCUCACACAAAAUAUAAGCCUUUAUUCUGAUAUGAUUAAAAGAGGAAGUCUUAGGAGUUCUGCUCCUCGCCGAAGCCCGUAUGUCAAAGCCGUGUCAGACUGACCAGAGACUGCUGUAUCCUCAAAGAGCUUCCUUCUCACAAUGAAUGAUAUUGGACCAGCUCCAAUCUGCAUGUCUUCAUAAUGAGAGAGAAACUCAAAGACUAUAUUAAAGACACCAUUUUGAAAGAUUAAUAUCUCUAUUCGUUGUGAAUGCUCACAGAAUCCUCUCUUCCUGAUUGAGGAUAACAGCCUGACCCUCCAACCAAUCAUACACGUCCUUCCAUACGCUCAAACCAAUAACUGGAGAGACAAUAACUGGAGAGACGUGGCUUGGCUUUUCAGUUUAGUGGCAGGAUGGUGGACGGAUAUUCAUGUCAAGAGAAGGACACCAGGCCAGCCUGAUUAGAUUUGGGCUCUGGCUGUUUGUUUCAACUCAAUGUUAGGAAAGUAUUGUGGCACAGGGUUGCCUCGCGAGUUGAAACACACACACACACACCACAGCAGCUAGCUGACAUGCUCUUCCGUGAGCAGUAGCUGUGUUUUAUUUUAGUCUCUCUGCAGAGGAUUAAAGGGUUGGAAAAUGUAUGAUCACAUCCUCUUUAAUCUGUUAGAUGAAGAUGAUGCGGAGGAAAUCCCUGCCGCUCAGCGUUAUAAUCUGGCUUUGAACACAUCACAAGCUCACACACUGCAAAUGCCUGCCACUGUGUGUGUGUGUGUGUGUGUGUGUGUGUGUGUCAUACGAAAGUGCAGGCCUUUUCCAGUAAAAGACUAUUAAGAUUGAUGCAGAUUCAGAAGUAAUAAAGGCAGUUGUAAUCAAGUUCCGCACACAGGAUCCCCCCCAGGCCUGAUAAAUAGAACCAUGGGAGCAGUAUGGAGUUUAUGACAAGUCUUUUCACUCCCGCCUGUGUAACAGCACAGUCGACAGUAUAAUAGAAAAGUCCAGAACAAACCCCAAGCCCAGCAGACACCCUAUCCACAUCCGCACCACUGCAGUGCAGCUACCAGACCUAGCCAAAACUGUCACUAUGGCAACAGGGCCCGAGCGAUAGCGGAAUGUUUGGCCCCGACUCAGAACCCCUCAGAACCCCUAGAGUUCUACUGGGUCUGUGUUCUGUUCUGUGUUCCCAGGGGAUGCUGUAGAGAUUUUAAAAACCACCCCCACAAGGGGAGAAAUUAAUCGACCCGGUCCCAUCCGCAAACAAUAAUGGACUGUCCCAUGGGGCCAGCCGGCAGGGGGGUUAGAGAAGAGUAGACUGUCAGAGAUGUUUUGUGUUUAGGGUGAGACUCUGAAACGGCUCUAUCUAUACCCAGACUGUUGUGGAGUUGACUACUCUUGUGUGUGUGUGUGUGUUGUGUGUUGUGUGUUGUGUGUUGUGUGUUGUGUGUUGUGUGUGUGUGUGUGUGUGUGUGUGUGUGUGUGUGUGUUUUGUUCCGAGCAGAGACAUGGAAUAAAAGCAUUAAUAUUGGAUGUGUUCCCAUUUAGGAAGUCAUUGUACUGAAAUGGUGUCACAUCCUAUUUCUUCCUCCUCUCUGAAUCUUCUUUUUAAGAGUUGUGCUGUAAGACGUUUCUAAGAGUUGACCCAGGUCACUAAGUAACGGAACAACGGUUUGUCUCUUGCAAAAGCAACAAUUUCAACAUGGUGGCCCAUCCCGUUGCCAGUUAGUCAUACUAUACAGUCUUUCAAGCUAUUACUUGUUUAUUACAAUUCAGUUUAUUGGCUUUUGAUCUCUUUUUAUAGUUUAUAUAGCUAACAUUUGAUAUGUAAUAAUAGGGAUUUAUGUGUUUCAGUACAUUAAGACUAACCCCUUUCAUUACCCUGCUAUUGUAAACACUUUAUCUCCCAAAUUAUAGUGUCGUUGUUAUAAAGAGAUAAUAAGAUGUAAUGGGAUAUCAAAGUUAUUGCCUAGUAACUCUUGUAUUGGGCAUAAUUCAUUUGAUGAAUAGUGAGUUUCAAUAUAGUCAACACUGUGGUAAAUCUAAACGCCUCCGUUUCCUUGAUCCUUAGCUCUACCUGUCCUAGUUCCAGUUGUGGCAGUGUUUUGGGAGCAGUACUGGGGCACAGUCAGGAAGGGAGGUGCACAGAGAAACAUAUGGAGAGGAAGAUAAUAAAAGACAGAAUGGGGUAAAGAAGGGUGUGUAGUAGUGUAAAGAAGGGUGUGUAGUAGUGUGAAGAAGGGUGUGUAGUAGUGUGAAGAAGGGUGUGUAGUAGUGUAAAGAAGGGUGUGUAGUUGUGUAAAGAAGGGUGUGUAGUAGUGUAAAGGAGGGUGUGUAGUAGUGUGAAGAAGGGUGUGUAGUAGUGUGAAGAAGGGUGUGUAGUGUAGUGUAAAGAAGGGUGUGUAGUAGUGUGAAGAAGGGUGUGUAGUAGUGUGAAGAAGGGUGUGUAGUAGUGUUGUAGUAGGUGGGGGUGUGUAGUAGUGUGUAGAAGGUGUGUAGUAGUGUAAGGAGGGUGUAGUCGUAUGUGUGAAGAGGGUGUGUGUAUUGUGAAGAAGGGUGUGUUGUGUAGCAGGGUGUGUAGUAUGUGAGAGGGUGUGUAGUAGUUUGAAGAAGGGUGUGUAGUCGUAGUGGACAGAAGGGUGUCGUGUGUAGAGGGUGUGUUAGUGUGCCGCCGGGUGUGUCGUAGUGUCAGACGGGUGUGUCUCGUGUGGCCGCCGGGUGUCGUGCUAGUGGCGCGGGUGUGUCGUGUGGCAGGCCAUGUGAUCGUGGUCCCGCCGGUGUGUCGUAGUAGUCCCGGCGGGUGUUGUCGUGUGCAGCGGUGUGUGUCUGUGGGAGAGGUGUGUCGUAGUGUCAGAGGGUGUGUAGUCUGUGCAAGCGGGUGUGUGUGCAGCGGUUGUCAGUAGUGUGCAGCACGGGCCUGUCGUGUGUCCCAGCCGGGUGUUCGUACGUGUACCGCCGGGUGUGUCGUCGUGUCCGGCGGGUGUGUCGUCGUUGCAGCCGGGUGUGUCGUCGUGUGCCGCCGGUGUGUCGUGUGUCGCCGGGUGUGUCGUCGUGUCCCGGGGGUGUGUCGUCGUGUCCCGGCGGUGUGUCGUCGUGUCCACGGCGGGUGUGUCGUCGUGUGCCGCGCGGGUGUGUCGUCUGUGCCGCCGGGUGUGUCGUCGUGUAAUAAUAAUAAUAAAUAUGCCAUUUAGCAGACGCUUUAUCCAAAGCGACUUACCAGUCAUUGCGUGCAUACAUUUGUGUAUGGGUGGUCCCGGGGACAUCGAACCCCACUACUUGGCGUGUACAAGUGCCGUUGCUCAUCACCAGCUGAGCUACAGGGAACCACAGUGUAAAGACGGGGUGUGUAGUAGUGUUAAAGAAGGGUGUUGUAGUAGUGUUACAAGAGAGGGUGUUGUAGUUAGUUGUAAGACAGGGUGUGUUGUAGGUAAUUAAAGAAGGGUGUGUAGUAGUAGUGUAACAAGAAGGGUGGUGUAGUGUUGUUGUAAAGGAGGGUGUGUAGUAGUGUGAAGAAGGGUGUGUAGAAGUGUGAAGAAGGGUGUGUAGAAGUGUGAAGAAGGGUGUGUAGUAGUGUGAAGAAGGGUGUGUAGGAGUGUAAAGAAGGGAGUGUAGUAGUGUAAAGAAGGGAGUGUAGUAGUGGUGUGCAUGUAUCAGUACUGCUGGAAGUAGUGCAGGGGGACUUGAGGUUGUGGAGAUUACAGAAGGAUAGACCUCUCUGUCCCUGGCCAGCCAGACAGUCAGUCAGUCAGUCUGGGUUUACUGAGAGAGUGACACCCAAGGACCAGUCUAAUCUGUGAUUAAUGUCUUCAUUUUCAAUUUCUCUCUCUCUCCCUCCCCCCGUCUCCAGGCCUUUAAGGAUGAGUUGGAGGGGCUGAUUGAGGAGCAGAAGAAGAAAGGCAACAACCCCACUGGUCUCCUGGCCCUCAGACAGAUCGCUGACUUCUUCAUGUCUUCAUCCGUGGCUGGCUUCAGCACCUCACCCCUCAGUAAGUAGUAGUGUUGGUACGGCCCGUAACCCCCCCCUCAGUAAGUAGUAGUGUUGGUACUGCCCGUAAUCCCCCUCAGUAAGUAGUAGUGGUAUGGCCCGAACUCCCCUCAGUGAGUAAUAGUGUUGGUACGGCCUGUAACCCCCCUCAGUGAGUAGUAGUGGUACGUCCAUUAGGCCAACCAUAGCAAAACAUGUAGCAAAGUAAAAUGAAAAUGAGCAUUUCUUAUUGAAUGUUCAGGUAAUCCCUCCCUGUUUCGGUCCGUUUUUCUUUUUUCUGCCUAAUGAAUACAAUCCUGGUGGUACAGCCCAUAACCCCCCUCAAGGAGUAGUGCUGUUGGUACAGCCUGUCACCCAGGCAACACCCAACUGCCACUCAUUUGAGCAGCAUACCAUCUUUGCCACAGCCUAUUGACUUUCAACUAGGCCAAUAUUGUUAACUCUAUUGUUUUUGAAAAGUGGAGACUUCCAAAUCUGUAUAGGCACACACACACACACACACACACACACACACACACACACACAAUCUAUCAGUAACCUGUCCCUCCUAGCUGACUCCGGAAAAGCCUUGCAUAUUUCCCUCCGUUUUCAUCCCCUGUUCAUUCCAAGUUUCCACAUGUGAAGUCUGUUUCCAAUCAUGCAAUUACAGACCUCGGAAUGUGGAACUAAUGAUGAAUUACCACCACGACCACUAUAAUAUAGAGUCCCCAGUUAUACCUCAUAUAUCCCAUAAUAUGUCCACAUAAUAACACCACUAAUCUCAGCAACCAGCGGGCAGUUAUGGAAUUUGCUGUAAAUGAGGAAAGAAAAGGAUAAGAUUGUCAAGGAUUAUUUCUUACUUAAGAAAUAUGUGAAGUAAGAUCAUUACAUUUGUUAAAACUUACUGUAACUACAUGUAAUUAUCUUUGAUAUUAACAUUGCCAGUGUCAAAGGAUGGCUUGUUGCUAUUUGUAUCCACUGUCCAGUGUAGAGAACUCUAUAGUAAAUCAGUUGGUUAGACGAGACAGCCCCAGAUGUAUUCUAUCUCUGUCUCAGAUGGUUAUUAUUGGUUAUUAACAACUGAUCUGAAAUCUCUUUAGUAUCGUGUCUCUAAAUAAAACAUGUAUUGAAUGAUAGAAUUGGUUUCCUGUUAGAACAGUUGAUGUACUUAGUGCUUAGAAUCUGUCUCGAUUCCCAGGCCGCAGGUAAUCUAAUAUGCCGGCUGUGAGUAUUGAUUGUUAUUGAUUAAUAUAAUUAUUAAUAUAUUCAUAUUGAUAAUUAUACAGCGAAUAAUAGAGCUAUUAAUCCCCACACCCAACAAUAAUAAACAUUUUAAACCCUCUCUGCUUUGCUUUCUCUGCUCACCCCCUCUCCAGGCCUUGGAAUGGUCACUCCCAUCAACGACAUGUAUGGAGUGGAGUCUACCACUCUGGUGAAGGGGGAGAAGCAGACACGCUGCAAACUGGCCAGCCUCUACAGACUGGUGGACCUCUUCAGCUGGGCACACUUCGCCAGCUCCUACAUCACAGUAAGAAAAAAACCUUGCAGUAACCUUGCAAUAACCUCAGUCAUAACCAUGUCAUAACGCAUCAUAAACCUAUUCUGUAGAACUGUGUUUUGAGACAUACUGCAAGCAGGUAUGUGCCAUCUGAGUUCUGCUUAGAGUGAACUAUGUUCUGUCUAUCCCCUGCCUACAAUGCUACCUUCAGGAUAUGUUUUCAAGACACAUAGAACUGUGUGCCCGUCCUUUUGUUUGGGAGCAGUGUGUUUGAGCAUCAGGUCCCUAAAGUUUUGCUUGUGUCAGCAGCAGCACUGUGAAGUUUCAAGGUCAUAACAAGGUGUUUUGUUGUUGUUGUGUCCAGGUCCGAGUCAGCAGAGAGCAGGACCACAUCCUUGUCAUCCCCAGAGGGCUGUCAUUCGCUGAGGCAUCCGCAUCCAACCUGGUAAGUCCAAUCACAACGCACCAGGAAGCACAUGCACCCAAUCACAACCAAGCAAAACAAACCUGUACCCAAUCAGGAAAGAGCUAUCUCUUUUUAGACGUGUGCUGGGUUGUGUUCAGUAGUACCAAACAGGAUAAAAUGUUUUGAAAUGGAAGAGCAACUAUCUGAAAUUGUCCAAUAAGAACACUCAUUGUCAUUCUCCAAUUCAAACUGUUUUAUCCCAUUUGGUCCUACUGAACACAGCCUAGGUUGGAGGUGUAGUCUGUGUGUUUGUGCCAGGUGCCAGAUUAAGCCAAUAUACUGCGUCAUGUGGAGUAAAAGGUUUCUGGCAGCCCUUCUCACAAACCCGGCACAACAGCGCCAAUGCUUAAUCAGCCGUCUAUUUCCUUGAAUUAUUUGAGAGAGAACUAUUAGAUUAGCAGAAAUCUAACAUUCUGGCACAGAGGCCGACACACACACACACACACACAUACAUACAUACACACACACACACACACACACACACACACACACACACACACACACACACACACACACACACACACUGGUCUGUGUUUUGUCGAGCCAUGGCGGUCAGGGGAGUAGCCGGCCGCGACCGGGAGACUCAUGGGCGGUGCACAAUUGGCCCAGCGUCGUCCAGGGUAGGGGAGGGAAUGGCCGGCAGGGAUGUAGCUCAGUUGAUAGAGCAUGGCGUUUGCAACGCCAGGGUUGUGGGUUCGAUUCCCACGGGGGGCCAGUAUAAAAAAUAAAAAAAUAAAAUAUGUAUUCACUAACUGUAAGUCGCUCUGGAUAAGAGCGUCUGCUAAAUGACUAAAAUGUAAAAUGUAAAUGUAGAGUAAUGUGCUUGAUAUGGCGAAUACAAUGUUAUCCUGCAGUUACAUUACUGUAUCUCUUUGUUGCUGAGAUUGGUAUAUUGCUGACUGUGGGAAUUCCUACUGUGUGUUACUUUUUGAAGGGUAUUUUAUCACUGACUGUUCGUUGCGUCUGUGAUUGUCCAUGUUAUUGUCUGACUGGCUGCCAUGUUAUUGACCCAAGACUUACCAAAACCAUCCUGCUUAUGUCUCAUUAUCUCUGGUUUUAUUACAUUUUACAUUUUAGUCAUUUAGCAGACGCCCUUAUCCAGAGCGACCUACAGGAGCAAUUAGGGUUAAGUGCCUUGCUCAAGGGCACAUCGACAGAUUUUUCACCUAGUCGGCUCGGGGAUUAGAACCAGAGACCUUUCGGUUACUGGCACAACGCUCUUAACCACUAAGCUACCUGCCGCCCAGUCAUCACUAGGUUAACAGAUCGUCUGUGAUUGUAGUCUACUUUUCUGUGAUUGUCCAUGUUAUUGUCUGACUGGCUGCCGUGUUAUUGUCUGACUGGCUGCCGUGUUAUUGUCUGACUGGCUGCCGUGUUAUUGUCUGACUGGCUGCCGUGUUAUUGUCUGACUGGCUGCCGUGUUAUUGUCUGACUGGCUGCCGUGUUAUUGUCUGACUGGCUGCCGUGUUAUUGUCUGACUGGCUGCCGUGUUAUUGUCUGACUGGCUGCCGUGUUAUUGUCUGACUGGCUGCCAUGUUAUUGUCUGACUGGCUGCCGUGUUAUUGUCUGACUGGCUGCCAUGUUAUUGUCUGACUGGCUGCCGUGUUAUUGUCUGACUGGCUGCCAUGUUAUUGUCUGACUGGCUGCCGUGUUAUUGUCUGACUGGCUGCCGUGUUAUUGUCUGACUGGCUGCCGUGUUAUUGUCUGACUGGCUGCCGUGUUAUUGUCUGACUGGCUGCCGUGUUAUUGUCUGACUGGCUGCCGUGUUAUUGUCUGACUGGCUGCCGUGUUAUUGUCUGACUGGAUGCAGCUGGCUACUAUACCCCAGCUGGCUACUAUUCACCCUGUCUAUUUGUCAUUGCCUCUGGUCUAGUAGCAUGUCAGUGGUGGUAGUGAAUGCUGGGUAAUGUUGUUGUCCUUGUCUAGUUUUGCUGCAGAACCACUGGUGUUGGCUCAGGGAAGUGCAUUAUAAGUUUCUAUUUGUUUCUAUUUCUUAGUUUGUAUUUGCUGCUCCCUGUAGGUCGCUCUCUCUCACACACUCGCUGUCUCUCACUCACUCACUCUCACUCGCUCCAAGCACCUGUUUCUGUGACAAGUCAAGUGCACUGCAGGUGAACAAUCAGAGUGAGUUGUUGACAGGUGGAACUAACAAGCAUCACUCAGCUGUCUGACAGGGUGGGGCUCAGACUGGAGAGAGAGAGAGUCUCAAUUGCAUUCUCCUCGCUUCCCCUCUCCUCGUCUCCUUCUCAAAACCCAUUGGAGGAGAAAUCCAGAGGUCCCUCCCCUCCGACCUUCUCCUCCAAUGGGUUUUGAGAAGGAGACGAGGAGAAUGCAAUUGAGAUCUUCCCAGAGAGGAGAAUAACUAGGCUAAAGGUCAUUGUAAAGAUAUACAGUACUCUUCACUCCACUGUUAACCUAGUGAUGACUGAAUUGAAUGAAUUUGUUGACGGCUUCUAUUUGGAAGUUGAAGAGAUCCUACUCCUAGUAUACGUUUGGUUUCUCUUGGUUGAUGCCGUCACAGACGGCAGAGUGACAUGUAGAAACGUAGUCUUUACUGUGGUACUGUAGUCACACACACAGAAAGCUUUGUCUCUGUGAGACGAAUGAGACUACUAUAUUCUAGCUGACUACUAUACCCCAGCUGGCUACUAUACUCCAGCUGGCUACUAUACUCCAGCUGGCUACUAUACUCCAGCUGGCUACUAUACUCCAGCUGGCUACUAUAAUCCAGCUGGCUACUAUACCCCAGCUGGCUACUAUACCCCAGCUGGCUACUAUAAUCCAGCUGGCUACUAUACUCCAGCUGGCUACUAUGCCCCAGCUGGCUACUAUGCCCCAGCUGGCUACUAUGCCCCAGCUGGCUACUAUGCCCCAGCUGGCUACUAUACCCCAGCUGGCUGCUAUACCCCAGCUGGCUACUAUGCCCCAGCUGGCUACUAUGCCCCAGCUGGCUACUAUGCCCCAGCUGGCUACUAUGCCCCAGCUGGCUACUAUGCCCCAGCUGGCUACUAUACCCCAGCUGGCUGCUAUACCCCAGCUGGCUGCUAUACCCCAGCUGGCUACUAUACUCCAGAUGGCUACUAUACUCCAGCUGGCUACUAUACUCCAGCUGGCUACUAUAUUCCUGGCCAGUAAAGGCCUCUUUUCUCUGUUUUCCCUUCCCUCUCUUUCUCUACUGGUCUGUUAUGGGUUUAAACCCACUAAGGGGAGCGUUUUAGAGGUGGAACGCCAUUAACUUCCUGAGACAAAGGAAGUCAUCCAGAGCUCAGUGUGUGAAAGGUCACUGAGGGGUGAAAGGUCACUGAAAGGGAGGGGGGGGUUGACAUUCUGGGCUCUUGCUGGGCUCAGCUGUCUGAGCUAGAAGGUGAAGGAGAGGAUACCUGUAGGAAGACAGCUGUCCCUAUGAUUAAAGUUUGAUUAUGUUGUGUUAUUGUUUCAUUAGUAGUUAGGAUGGGAACUGAGAAGUAAAGAGACAUUCCACUCCGUUAGAGCUCAUGGUCUUUGAUACGAGGAUUAGUUUGAUUGAUAGUUUGUUGGAUCAUCGUUGUUGUUGUCAUCAUCGUUGUAGUUGUUUUGAAAGGAUGACCUGUUUGACUCCUAACUCCAUGCUCCAAGCCAAUCACCCAGCAGGCAUUCCUUAUGAUGAGCCAGGCAUUCACAGUCACAUCCCUCUCUCUGACGUACCAUACUCCCAUUAUAGGGCUUAUUCAGUUUAGCCCCAUCGUAAAGCAAUAUGAAGGAAGGAUCUGUUCGCUAGCUAGUGGAUGAUCUAUGUAGACUCUAACUCUAACUGUCUGACAGGGUGGGGCUCAGACUGGAGAGAGAGAGAGUCUCAAUUGCAUUCUCCUCGCUUCCCCUCUCCUCGUCUCCUUCUCAAAACCCAUUGGAGGAGAAAUCCAGAGGUCCCUCCCCUCCGACCUUCUCCUCCAAUGGGUUUUGAGAAGGAGACGAGGAGAAUGCAAUUGAGAUCUUCCCAGAGAGGAGAAUAACUAGGCUAAAGGUCAUUGUAAAGAUAUACAGUACUCUUCACUCCACUGUUAACCUAGUGAUGACUGAAUUGAAUGAAUUUGUUGACGGCUUCUAUUUGGAAGUUGAAGAGAUCCUACUCCUAGUAUACGUUUGGUUUCUCUUGGUUGAUGCCGUCACAGACGGCAGAGUGACAUGUAGAAACGUAGUCUUUACUGUGGUACUGUAGUCACACACACAGAAAGCUUUGUCUCUGUGAGACGAAUGAGACUACUAUAUUCUAGCUGACUACUAUACCCCAGCUGGCUACUAUACUCCAGCUGGCUACUAUACUCCAGCUGGCUACUAUACUCCAGCUGGCUACUAUACUCCAGCUGGCUACUAUAAUCCAGCUGGCUACUAUACCCCAGCUGGCUACUAUACCCCAGCUGGCUACUAUUCUCCAGCUGGCUACUAUACUCCAGCUGGCUACUAUGCCCCAGCUGGCUACUAUGCCCCAGCUGGCUACUAUGCCCCAGCUGGCUACUAUGCCCCAGCUGGCUACUAUACCCCAGCUGGCUGCUAUACCCCAGCUGGCUACUAUGCCCCAGCUGGCUACUAUGCCCCAGCUGGCUACUAUGCCCCAGCUGGCUACUAUGCCCCAGCUGGCUACUAUGCCCCAGCUGGCUACUAUACCCCAGCUGGCUGCUAUACCCCAGCUGGCUGCUAUACCCCAGCUGGCUACUAUACUCCAGAUGGCUACUAUACUCCAGCUGGCUACUAUACUCCAGCUGGCUACUAUAUUCCUGGCCAGUAAAGGCCUCUUUUCUCUGUUUUCCCUUCCCUCUCUUUCUCUACUGGUCUGUUAUGGGUUUAAACCCACUAAGGGGAGCGUUUUAGAGGUGGAACGCCAUUAACUUCCUGAGACAAAGGAAGUCAUCCAGAGCUCAGUGUGUGAAAGGUCACUGAGGGGUGAAAGGUCACUGAAAGGGAGGGGGGGUUGACAUUCUGGGCUCUUGCUGGGCUCAGCUGUCUGAGCUAGAAGGUGAAGGAGAGGAUACCUGUAGGAAGACAGCUGUCCCUAUGAUUAAAGUUUGAUUAUGUUGUGUUAUUGUUUCAUUAGUAGUUAGGAUGGGAACUGAGAAGUAAAGAGACAUUCCACUCCGUUAGAGCUCAUGGUCUUUGAUACGAGGAUUAGUUUGAUUGAUAGUUUGUUGGAUCAUCGUUGUUGUUGUCAUCAUCGUUGUAGUUGUUUUGAAAGGAUGACCUGUUUGACUCCUAACUCCAUGCUCCAAGCCAAUCACCCAGCAGGCAUUCCUUAUGAUGAGCCAGGCAUUCACAGUCACAUCCCUCUCUCUGACGUACCAUACUCCCAUUAUAGGGCUUAUUCAGUUUAGCCCCAUCGUAAAGCAAUAUGAAGGAAGGAUCUGUUCGCUAGCUAGUGGAUGAUCUAUGUAGACUCUAACUGCGUCCCAAAUGGCACCCUAUUCCCUACAUAGGGCACUACUUUUGACCAGAUCCCGAUGGUCGCCCUGGUCAAAAGUGGUACACUACGUAGGGUGCCAUUUGGGACAGAGACUGUGUUACGCCCUCUAGCUAGCCUUCCUCUAGGUCCUGGAAUUAUCCCUACGGUACGAUACACUUAUAACACACUUAAAUGAGAUCUAAUACAAUAGAUGAUGUAUACGCAGAAAUCAUGUUUCCAAAUUAGAUUUGAGGAUCAUUUUAGUCUCACAAGAGUUCUGGCCAGCUGCUGCUAUUGAAGUUGGAAGGUCUCCAUUGAAAAUAGUACAGCAGUAAAAGAGAGGUGGAGGGGGAGAGAGAGAGGGGGGGAGAGGGGGAGAGAGAGAGGGAGACUACCCUUCUGGCUGAACUGUCCACUGAGAUUCACGUCAUAUCUGGGGUGAGGUCAGGAGGUCAAAAUGUUGUAGCUCUGUGAUUGGUUCAACUCAAAGGACCCCAAGGAAUUCAACGAUAUCAUGUGAACUCCAUAGGCAUGUAGGUCAACUCUCCUCUAUGUCCAACAAGCUGAUAGCUACCAAGGGGUCUGCUGCCUUUGUAUGUCAUUAUCGCAGAUUGAAAAUGUGUCAUCAGCCUGCGUCACAUUUCAUAUUCACCUCAACAACACUUCCCUCCAUACAGUAGAACCUGAGCUGUUCUGACGUUUGAUUGGCAGACUGGUAGAGGGGCCCGGACAUUGAAGGAUGUGAUUGGUCUCUUACAAUCCUAACAUGUGAUGUAACUAAACCUGUCAUUAGUGUUCGAUCGGCUGGUCUGGUCUGUUCGUCUGACAGCUGCCACAUUAGACAUGGUUUACUGGUUGCUUUCAUCUACUGGACAAACUAAUCAAUUCGACUGGUCUCUGUCAUCCUCCCACUGUCCCAUAUGGCUGUCAGGCUGGAAAACAGAACAGGGUGUUUCAUAUUCAGCGUCUGUAACAGUAUACAGUUUACAUUUAACCUGGUCAUUUAGUGAUUCUGUAAGUAGGGAUAGACUACAAAUAGAUGUUAUAAUGAACAAAAAUAUAAACGCAACAGAGUUACAAUUCAUAUAAGGAAAUAAGUCAAUUGAAAUAAAUUCAUUAGGCCCUAAUCAAUGGAUUUCACAUGACUGGGCAGGGGUGCAGCGAUGGGUUGGCCUUGGAGGGCAUAGGCCCACCCACUUGGCAGCCAGGCCCACUCACUGGAGAGCCAGGCCCAUCCAAUCAGAAUUAGUUUUUCCCCACAAAAGGGCUUUAUUACAGACAGAAAUACUCCUCCUCAGACGAUCCCACAGGUGAAGAAGCCGGAUGUGGAGGUCCUGGGCUGGCGUGGUUACACGUGGUCUGCGGUCGUGAGGCUGGUUGGACGUACUGCCAAAUUCUCUGAAACGACGUUGGAGGCGGCUUAUGGUAGAGAAAUGAACAUUCAAUUCUCUGGCAACAGCUCUGGUGGACAUUCCUGCGAUCAGCAUGCCAAUUGCACGCUCCCUCAAAACUUGAGACAUCUGUGGCAUUGUGUUGUGUGACAAAACUGCACAUUUUAAAGUGGUAUUUUAUUGUCCCCAGCACAAGGUGCACCUGUGUAAUGAUCAUGCUGUUUAAUCAGCUUCUUGAUAUGCCACACUUGUCAGGUGGAUGUAUUAUCUUGGCAAAGGAGAAAUGCGCACUAACAGGGAUGUAAGCAAAUUUGUGAAUAACAUUUGAGAGAAAUAAGCUUUUCGUGCAUAUGGAACAUUUCUGGGAUCUUUUAUUUCAGCUCAUGAAACAUGGGACCAACACUUUACAUGUUACGUUUAUAUUUUUGUUCAGUGUAGAUUUAUUAGAUAGGUUUCUUUGGCUGUGUUGUCUGAUCAUAAUUAGUUGUGUAUUGAGAACUGGCUAUACUCUCUCCUCUCCUCCUCCUCUCCUCAUCUUUUCAUCCUCUCCUCAUCCCCUCUCUCUCUCUCUCUCUCUUUCUCUCCCUCUCUCUCUCCCUGUCUCUCGCUCUCUUUCCCUCCCUCUCUCUGCUCCCUCCAACCCUCUUCGAUAGCCGGUAAUCUAAUGAAACAGCGGUAAUGAAGUUCUCGUUGAGGACAUACAGUAUCAAGACCAGUUACACUGAUACAGUUACGAUUCCUUCUGUACAUUUCCUGAUGAUGAUGAGUAUAUGAAUCAUUUAAAUUGUUAUUACCCAUUUCAUGCAUCUUUAUAUAGCUAGCAGAUGUCUCCCUCACAAUAUAACCAGUGUAAUCAUUUUUUUUUUUCUUAAGGGAGGUGAUUCACAUGUCCAUUAAACUGUGUAUGUGUUUGUGUAUGUAAAACCAUGCAUGUGUAUUUUCUGUCACUGUUUAUACAAUGGCUAAUGCUCUCUUCUCUCCUUUCUCUCCUUCCUCUCCUUCCGCCCCUCCUCUCCCCCUCUCCCUCUCCCAGGUAAAGCUGAACAUCAUCGGGGAUGUGAUUGACCAGGGCUCUACCAACCUCAGGGUUGACCCGUCAGGCUUCAGCCCCCACGCUGCCAUCUAUUCCAUCAGGCCAGACGCACGCUGCUGCAUCCACGUGCACACUCCCGCCACUGCCGCCGUGAGUUACUUUUCAUUCUGUUUCAUCAUUCAGGAUCUUAGAGGAAGACAUGUUGUUUCAAUAGGCAUGACUUUAGACAAAUAUUGUCCACAUUUUGAUGUUUUCAAGCACACUGAUUUAUAAUGCACUGUAUGAUAUUGUAUAUGUUCAUCGGCCGUUUCACCCUCUUCUCCCCCCUCUCUCUCUCGCUCUCUCUCUCUCUCUCCCCCCCCCCCUCUCUCUCUCUCUCUCUCGCUCUCUCUCUCUCGCUCUCUCUCUACCCACUUCCAGUGUCUGAAUAGUUCUCACAUCUCCUCCCCUCUCCUCCCAUGUCUCUCCAGGUGUCGUCUAUGAAGUGUGGCAUCCUGCCCAUCUCUCAGGAGGCCUUGAUCCUGGGUGACAUCGCAUACUACAACUACCAGGGUAGCCUUGACGACCAGGAGGAACGCCUGGAGCUGCAGAAAGCCCUCGGACCCUCAGCCAAGGUACAGAUCUAGGAUCAGAUUACCCCACCCCAAAACGUGAUGUUAAUUGUUAGUUCGGGGGAUGCCAAACUGACCUUAGUUCAGUGGGUAAAUCCUACUCCUACGGUACUGCUUUGACAGGACUGUUUUCUAGCUUGUGUACUGUAAAAACAGUCUUGGUGAUCAAAUGUACUAGCUAGUCAGCCAGCCUUAAUGGCGUUGAGGUUACUGUGGUUUAGUGUCCCCUCUCUAGAAUCCCCUGUACCCCCUGUAUAGAGCCUCGUUAUUGUUAUUUUAUUGUUACUUUUUAUUUUUUACUUUAGUUUAUUUAGUAAAUAUUUUCUUAACUCUAUUUCUUGAACUGCAUUGUUGGUUAAGGGCUUGUAAGCAAGCAUUUCACUGUAAGGUCUGCACCUGUUGUAUUCGGCGCAUGUGACAAAUAACAUUGGAUUUGAUUUGAUAUACUGGUAAACUAUGGAGGGUUAUUACCACACUGGGGAAUAUGGUCUUGUUAGAUGUAACUGUCCUCAUCUAUGGUUGGGUUGUGACCGUUUUAUUUUACCGUGACCCUGUGUGUAUGGUGACCAGGUGCUGGUGCUGAGGAACCAUGGAGUGGUGGCUCUGGGGGAAACCAUCGAAGAGGCCUUUCAUUACAUCUACAACGCUCAGUAUGCCUGUGAGAUCCAGGUAUACACACACUCGCUACGUAACACACACACACACACACACACACACACACACUGAAACCUGGACUUCACUCUCAUCAAACAAUAAAUCAAUAAAUGCAGUAACUCAUUUAGAUCUAGAUUCUACAGUACAUUUACUGUUCUAACAGAGAUUUCAGUAACAAAUCAUCAACAACACGACGUCACAAUGGCUGUUGUCUUCAUCUAACUCUUAUUAGUGUUGCUGUUCCUGUUCUGGUCGUAUCUGGGUUUUCCAUAGGAAAGCCGGAAUGUCAUUUAUGAGGUUGCUAAAAAUAUAUAGAGAGAGAGUGAGAGGAAAAGGCUGGCACCAAAACAAAGAGAUGAUGUUAAAGCACUAGAACGCCCUACACCAUCUGAAUUAGAAGAGGGAGAAACACCAUUUUAAAUGGACUGUAUAUUACCCCACAACUACACCAGCAGGACAGCUUGAAUGGAAAGUCAAUGAUUUCCAGAGUUUUGUUUGGCAAAGUGUGUAUGUGUGCGUGCCCGUAGUGUAUACGGUUUGUAAAUAUGGAAGACAUUACGGGGUGUGUGUGUGUGUGUGGGUGUGGUGGGUGUGUGGGUGGGUGUUCCUGCCUGUUGUAAUAGGUGCACCAAAUCCCUAUUUGAAUCUCGGCCUCAGAGAAAAACAAAACAUUAAUCCAACCUAGCAAAGCCUGCUUACUAUCUAAAGAUAAACCCCAGGCUACGUUGUGUGUGUGGCUAUUGCACAAAGUGACCUCGUAUAAUAACUGUAAACUGUAAUAUCUCCCUGGGUUACAUUGUUCAAUUGUCUAGUUUUUUUAUCUCGAUAGAAUUCUGUGCCUCUCUCUUUUCUGAAUAGAGAUGGCUAAUUACUCCUUUUCCUCUUUCCUCUGUAUAUAAAUUAUAAUCUUUUCUCUCUCUCUCUCUCUCUCUCUCUCUCUCUUUCUUUCUCUCUCCCCAUCUCUCUCUCUCUCUCUCCCCCCAUCUCUCUCUCCCCAUAUCUCUCUCUCUCUCUCUCUAGGUGAAUGCAUUCUCGUGUGCAGGCAGCAUAGACAACCUGAUUGUGUUGGAUGCUGAGAAGUAUAAGUCUCGGACCCAUGCGGUGGCCGAUGCUGGGUCUGUCAACAUGGGAAGCCCACACAAGUGGAAGGUGGGAGAGCUGGAGUUUGAAUCUCUCAUGAGGAUGCUGGAUAACCUGGUGAGUGCAUGGUGGUUCACACUCACACACACACACACACACACACACACGCUAUGUAACGCUCACAUACAAACAGACACAGACACAUACACAACACACACUACACACACACACUCCUUUCCAACCCUACACACACACUCCAUCCCCCUCCACACACACACACACUGUAAUCUACACCAGUCUAUAAUAUCCUUGCUGUGACAGUGACUCAUAGCUAUGCCAUAUGUCCCGUUGGCACUAGCCACCAAGGUCAUGGGAGGAAGGGGGGCUACCACCCACGCUACCCAGGCUAUGAGUUGACCUGCUGGGCUGGCACUGCCCCAGGUGCCCCCCUCCUGCCUCUGACCUCCAGAUUGUGUAACUAACAGGGCAAUGGAAUUCAAGGACAAUGAGUUGGAUUCCAACAUAUAGUGUACCAUCCUACCCCAUUUCCUCUGGCAUUACCAUUUCUGUGCCAUCAACUGGAUUUUUACUCUUUCAGUCUAUUCAUCUCUCACUCUUCCCUUAUGGUUCAGAUAACAGUUGUUUUUAACACCUUGUGCCAGUGCAUCACUGGUCCAGUGCAGCUGUACUGGUCCCUGUAGACUUGGGACUGGGUCAGUGAUCUAUGGUCUGGGCCCUGCUGGAAUUCUGCCUGGGAGGCUUCAUAACAACACCAGAUCCCUCAAGGCUCAGACACUGCUGAGCUUACAGCAGAUAGACUCUCUCUCUCCCUCCUCUCUCUCUAUCCUUCUCUCUCUCCCUUCUCUCUCUCUCCCUUCUCUCUCUCUCCCUUUCUCUCCCUUCUCUCUCUCUCUCCCUUCUCUCUCUCUCUCUCUCUCUCUUCUCUCUUCUCUCUCUCUCUCUCUCUCUUUCUCUUUCUCUCUCUCCCUUCUCUCUCUCUCUUCUCCCUCUCUCCUUCUCCCUCUCUCCCUUUCUUUUCUCCCUCUGCCAAAGCUUUCCUCUCCUUAACUUCUCUCUUGUCUCCCCAAGUAUCUCUUCUCUCACUUGUUCUUGUCUACUGUCUUCUCUCCUCUGUCCUCUAUGCAGUGUAUCUGGAGAUUCAUUCCUCUUCUCUCUUUCUCUAUGGCAUUCCUCUUCUCUCCUCUGUCCUCUAUGCAGUGUAUCUGGAGAUUCAUUCCCUCCUCUUUAGGUUUCUCUCCUCUGUCCUCUAUGCAGUGUAUCUGGAGAUUCAUUCCUCUUCUCUCCUCUGUCCUCUAUGCAGUGUAUCUGGAGAUUCAUUCCUCUUCUCUCCUCUGUCCUCUAUGCAGUGUAUCUGGAGAUUUUCCUUCCUCUUCUCAUCCUGAUGUCCUCUAUGCAGUGUAUCUGGGAUUUCAUUCCUCUUCUCUCCUCUGCUCCUACUAUGCAGUGUAUCUGGAGAUUCAUUACUCUUCUCUCCUUGUCCUCUAUGCAGUGUAUCUGGAGAUUCAAUUACUCUUCUUCCUCUGUCCUCUAUGCAGUGUAUUGGCAGAUUCAUUCCUCUUCUCUCCUCUGUCCUCUAUGCCGUGUAUCUGGAGCAUUCAUUCCUCUUCUUCUCCUCUGUCCUCUAGCAGUGUAUCUGGAGAUUCAUUCCUCUUCUCUCCUCUGUCCUCUAUGCAGUGUAUCUGGAGAUUCAUUCCUCUUCUCUCCUCUGUCCUCUAUGCAGUGUAUCUGGAGAUUCAUUCCUCUUCUCUCCUCUGUCCUCUAUGCAGUGUAUCUGGAGAUUCAUUCCUCUUCUCUCCUCUGUCCUCUAUGCAGUGUAUCUGGAGAUUCAUUCCUCUUCUCUCCUCUGUCCUCUAUGCAGUGUAUCUGGAGAUUCAUUCCUCUUCUCUCCUCUGUCCUCUAUGCAGUGUAUCUGGAGAUUCAUUCCUCUUCUCUCCUCUGUCCUCUAUGCAGUGUAUCUGGAGAUUCAUUACUCAAAGCCCUGGGUAGAUGUCCAAAGAGGACGCUCCUAUCACACAGUCUCGUCUCACACCUCGUAAAAAUACUAUUUCUUAUAGUACAGAAUAUCCCGGGAUAACAUAUGUUUCACAACACCACAGCAUAUACAUCUGAUACGGAGAGAAAGCUGCAUGCCAAGAACCUCAUCUGAUUCCGAUUCUGUGUUUCCUGAGUCCAGUUGAAAGGUUGAGUCUGGUCUCUGAACACCUGGUUAAAGUCUAUCUGUGAUUCAGACUGACAGGAUAGUCUGGUGUCGAUAACAAGGAGGGAGGAAGAGAGAUCUAGAAAGAGAGAGGUAGAGUGAGGGAUGGGAAAAGAGAGAGCGAGAGAGAGUUAAGUCAGGGAUAGAGAAGAUGAGCGCUAUACAGAGUGAGAGAGAGAGGAGAGAGAGAGGAGAAAGACAGAAAAAGAGAGAGGGGGAGAAAGAGACAGGACAUAUCUGAGCACACUCCAUUGUCCAUAGAUGCCAGGAACCCCUCCGGCUGCACAUCAUUGUUUUUCCAUUCUCUCUCAGAGCUGAGGCCACAGCUAGGAAUCAUGGGAUAGUGGCCGGAGACUGUGUCCCCUCUCUCUCUCUCUCUCUCGCUCCGUUUUCCUUAGUGGACAGAGGCGAUAGUUUUGAGUCCAGGGCUGUGUCCAAAUAAAAAGGGUGGGACAGACACAUUAACUACAUUCCUAUGUAGAGAAGAUUCUACUGAGAUGACUUGCACUAUUGAAAAUGAACUCUAGAUGAAUGUGGUGAUCAAAGGUUCCACUAUUAAAGUGUCUUCUUUCCUACCUACGGAGUAGCUUCCUACCUACCACAUUUGCCUCCUCUUCCUCUCUAGGGACUUCAACACUUUGUGACAAAUAAGUACUAUACAAACGGAAUCUGAUUGGUUGAUUUGUAGAUGGACCUUUCUGUCAUUUGUUUGUUUUUCCAUACAGGGCUGCCGGACUGAACGCACUAUGGACAUGAAAUCUAAUGGAUUGAUUGAUUUCUGUAUCCUUUUCCCCACAGGGCUACCGGACAGGCUACGCUUACCGCCACCCCAUCGUUCGGGAGAAGCCUCGGCACAAGUCAGACGUGGAGAUCCCGGCCACGGUGACGGCGUUCAUGUUCGAGGAGGAGGAGGGCGCCGCGCGGCUGCCGUUUAAGUUCCUUCAGCAGAGACAGGCCAGGGAGAAGACACGCUGGCUCAACAGCCCUAACAGUUAUAUGAAGGUUAACGUGGCGGCCGUGGACGAACGCACCAGGACCAUGGUCAGUACCCAUACUGUAUGGAGGGUUAACACACACACUAUACGAACACACCCGGACAAUGGUUGGUACUCAUACUGUAGACACACACACACACACACACACACACACACACACACGGUCAGUGUUGAUGAAACAGAGCUCCCUGUUCAUGUCUACAUACUCUGUUGUGCAGGACUUGGUCCUGGCUAGCUCAUUAGCUAGUCUAAAGCCAAUCUGAUGUUCUCUGAUGCACAUUUUCUGGGGAAACCUUAUAUUAGGCUGCCCUCUCCUGGUAGGUUAGAUAAUUACAUCUUUGUGAUAUUACCGCAUAUAAUGACUCAGAAAGGAAUACCAGCAAGUUCACCUUGGCUGCAUUUACACAGGCAGCCCAAUUCUGAAAGUUUUUCCACUAAUUGGUGUUUUGAUCAAUCACCUCCUAUAAUUUCACAUCAGAUCUUUUUCAGAGCUGAUCUGAUUGGUCAAAAGCUAUGUCUGGUUGGACUAUGUCUGGUUGGACUAUGUCUGGUUGGACUAUGUCUGGUUGGACUAUGUCUGAUUGGACUAUGUCUGAUUGGACUAUGUCUGAUUGGACUAUGUCUGAUUGGACUAUGUCUGAUUGGACUAUGUUUUUGUCUUUUCUGUUCUUCUCUACAGUGGAUGAAGUCUGAGGAAGGUGGCAACAGCAGCGGCACUCCAAUCCGGAUUGAGGACCCCAAUCAGUUUGUCCCUAUGAACACCAACCCCAGCGAGGUGCUGGAGAGGCGAAACCGAGUGAGUCACAGAUCUAGGAUCAGCUACCCUCCAUACAUCCUAACCAUAACCAUCAGUAGGAGAAAGGCAAAACUGACCUUGGAUCACUGUCUAGGGACAACUUCAACUUAAUUCCUCUCUAUUGGCCAUCAGCCUAUCAGCUCCUUCUCUGCCUUCCAUCAUCCUAUCAGAACAAUAAUCCUUACCAUACACUUCCUGGAUGUGUAGCUGUUAGUGAUGAUGUCACUGUUUUGUCCUAUCACAGAUCAGAGAGCAGAACAGAUUUGACAUGAUGACGUCCGGACCUCGCUCUCACCACCUGGCAGGCAUCCCAUUAGACGAACCUCGAAUGGUGAGUGGCAACUCUGUAUGACAAACAAAUAUAUCUGUUGACACUUUACUUGAAGUCCUGUUCGUGAUACAUCCAUAACACUGUCAUAAACAACCUCUCAAGUAAAGUGUUACCAUUAUAUUUCAAUAUUUAUUUCAGUAUAUGACAGUCUUUUGAAUUAUAGGGUAUAUACGGCAGUCUGUAAGAUGUAAGCAUCCUUUAGGAUUUUGCAAAGUAAGCCAGAUCGUCCACGGUAGAUAGGCUUAGCUAUGUGUUAUUGCGUUUACCAACCUUGACCAGUAGGUGGGGCUAAUUACAUGCAUUCUUUCUAACCAUAAGUACACAUCUCUAUGGCUCUGGGAUUCUAUAAUGACACCAGUUCAAAGUUCCAACUUUGGUGAAUAACUUAAUCCUUUUGGAUCUUCUUGGGAGCAUUUUGGUGAUUGGUAUCAUUUUAUCACAAAGAAAUAACACAAUCCAGGUCUCUGCUGCCUAUUAUCAGAGUUUAGAUUAAACUGAUAAGUGCGAGAUUUGAUCACUUAUUAAAUAUUGUUCUCCUACAUGGUGUAUGUCAUGUGUUGAAGGAUCAGCCGGUCCGUGUAAAGGUAAUAUAUCUACAGGGCUUUUUGAAUUCUACAGCGUGCAGUGUUAGUGCAUUUUUUAAAACCCGUUUGUCGUUUCAGUUGGUGUCCCGUUAGGUCACAUCAUCACUGUUUGUGUGUUUUGGAGGUGGGAGUGAAAUGGAGUGUUUACGCAUGAUAGUGUACUCCACCAAUGAAUGACCCAUGUUUUGCUACUUCCUUAUGUCACCAAAUGUGUGUUGUGCAUGUUCUGAUGUGGUUGUGACAGAACAGCAUUCAUAUUAGACAGUGUCUCUUAAUAAGUGUUUUCCCCUGUUGUUGGUAAGUCAUUUGAAAGUAUUGGAGUGUGUUUGUGUGAUAUGCCCAUUUCUAUUGAAUUGUGUGUUAGUGUGUGUUGUGGUUUACGAUGAACUGGCAUGAGUUAGUGUCCUCACACUGGUCCUAAUGUGGACAUGUAUCUGUCCAUGUUAAAAGUCUGGGGAGUCUUAUGUCUGGUCCUAUGUUAACUCCAUUUUCUCUCUCUCUCUCUCUCUCUCUCCUCUCUCUCUCUCUCUCUCUCUCCUCGUCUCUCUCUCCUCUCUUCUGCUCUCUCUCUCUCUCUCUCUCUCGUCUCCUCUCGUCUCUCUCUCUUUCCUUCCUCAUCUCUCUCUCUCUCUCUCUCUCUCCUUCUAUCUCCUCUCUCCUCUCCUCUCUCUCUCUCUCUCUCCCUCCAUUCUCUCCUCUCUCUCUCUCUCUCUCUCUCUCUCCAGCCCUACGUGGCAUCAGAGGAUGACCAGAUGGUUCCUCUGCCUCCCAACCCCUUCAGUCAGCUGUCUGAGAGAGAGAUGGACGAAUGCACGAUGAACGUAGAGAGGAGACAGUUGGGCCUGAGUGGUAAGAGAGAGUCACACAGAGUAGAGCCCCCAAUCCUGCUCACCCUGUCUCAGAUAGAUCCUUUGUCCCACCCCCCACACACGCGGAGACCGGCUCAAUCGGUGCCUCCAGUGAUGCUAUCUCUUUCAUCUUUACCCAACGCUUAGGUUUACCUCCACUGUACUCAUAUCCUUCCAUAUCCUUGUCUGUACAUAAUGCCCUGAAUCUAUUCUACAAUGCCUGGAAAUCUUUUUUCUCUGUACCCAACGCACUAAAAGACGAGUUCUUAAAGUCUUUAGCCAUAUCCUUAUUCUACUCCUCCUCUGUUCCUCUGGUGAUGUAGAGGUUAACCCAGGCCCUGUAGCCCCCAGUAUCACUCCUGCUCCCCAGGCACUAUCAUUUGUUGACUUCUGUAAUCACAAAAGCCUUGGUUUCUUGCAUGUUAACAUCAGAAGCCUCCUCCCUAAGUUUGAGUUAUUCACUGCGUUAACACACUCAGCCAACCCUGAUGUUCUAGCAGUGAAUCCUGGCUUAGGAAGGCCACCAAAGAUUCUGAAAUUUCCAUUCCCAACUACAACAUUUUCCAUCUAGAUAGAACUGCCAAUAUGGGCGGAGUUGCAAUCUACUGUAGAGAUAGCCUGCAGAGCUCUAUCAUACUAUCCAGGUCUGUGCCCAAACAGUUUGAGCUGCUACUUCUAAAAAUCCACCUUUCCAGAAAUAAGUCUCUCACUGUUGCCGCUUGCUACAGACCCCUCUCAGCCCCCAGCUGUGCCCUGAACACCACAUGUGAAUUGAUUGCCCCCCAUCUAUCCUCAGAGUUCAUAUUGCUUGGUGACCUAAGCUGGGAUAUGCUUAACACCCCGGCCGUCCUACAAUCUAAACUAGAUGCCCUCAAUCUCACACAAAUUAUCAAGGAACCUACCAAGUACAACCCUAAAUCCGUUAACAUGGGCACCCUCAUAGAUAUCAUCCUGACUAAUUUACCCUCUAAAUACACCUCCGGUGUCUUCAACCAGGAUCUCAGCGAUCACUGCCUCAUUGCCUGCGUCCGUAAUGGGUCCGCGGUCAAACGACCAACCCUCAACACUGUCAAACGCUCCCUAAAACGCUUCAGCGAGCAGGCCUUUCUAAUUGACCUGGCCCAGGUAUCCUGGAUGGAUAUUGACCUCAUUCCGUCAGUAGAGGAUGCCUGGUUGUUCUUUAAAAGUACUUUCCUCUCCAUCUUAAAUAAACAUUUCCCAUUCAAAAAAUUCAGAACUAAGAACAGAUAUAGCCCCUGGUUCACCCCAGACUUGACUACCCUUGACCAGCACAAAAACAUCCUGUGGCGUACGGCAUUAGCAUCGAACAGCCCCCGCGAUAUGCAACUUUUCAGGGAAGUCAGGAACCAAUAUACACAAUCAGUUAGGAAAGCAAAGGCUAACUUUUUCAAACAGAAAUUUGCAUCCUGUAGCACUAACUCCAAAAAGUUUUGGGACACUGUAAAGUCCAUGGAGAAUAAGAGCACCUCCUCCCAGCUGCCCACUGCACUGAGGCUAGGAAACACUGUCACUACCGAUAAAUCUACGAUAAUCGAAAAUUUCAACAAGCAUUUUGCUACGGCUGGCCAUGCUUUCCACCUGGCUACCCCUACCCCGGCCACCAGCUCUGCACCCUCCGCUGCAACUUGCCAAUGCCCCCCCCCCGCUUCUCCUUCACCCAAAUUCAGAUAGCUGAUGUUCUGAAAGAGCUGCAAAAUCUGGACCCCUACAAAUCAGCUGGGCUAGACAAUCUGGACCCUUUCUUUCUAAAAUGAACAGCCGAAAUUGUCGCAACCCCUAUCACCAGCCUGUUCAACCUCUCUUUCGUAUCGUCAAAGGGGGUGACACUCUAGAUCCAAACUGUUACAGACCUAUAUCCAUCCUGCCCUGCCUUUCGAAAGUAUUUGAAAGCCAAGUCAACAAACAGAUCACUGACCAUUUCGAAUCCCACCGUACCUUCUCCGCUAUGCAAUCUGGUUUCCGAGCUGGUCAUGGGUGUACCUCAGCCACGCUCAAGGUCCUAAACGAUAUAAUAACCGCAAUCGAUAAAAGGCAGUACUGUGCAGCCGUCUUUUUUUUAUUUUUUUAUUUAUUUUAUUUCACCUUUAUUUAACCAGGUAAACCAGUUGAGAACAAGUUCUCAUUUACAACUGCGACCUGGCCAAGAUAAAGCAAAGCAGUGCGAUAAAAACAACAACACAGAGUUACAUAUGGGGUAAAACAAAACAAAGUCAAAAAAAAAAAAAAAAAUACAUAUAUAUACAGUGUGUGCAAAUUUAGCAAGUUAUGGAGGUAAGGCAAUAAAAUAGGCUAUAGUGCAAAAUAAUUACAAUUAGUAUUAACACUGGAAUGAUAGAUGUGCAAGAGAUGAUGUGCAAAUAGAGAUACUGGGGUACAAAUGAGCAAAAUAAAUAACAAUAUAGGGAUGAGGUAGUUGGGCGGGCUAAUUUCAGAUGGGCUGUGUACAGGUGCAGUGAUCGGUAAGGUGCUCUGACAACUGAUGCUUAAAGUUAGUGAGGGAGAUAAGUGUCUCCAGCUUCAGAGAUUUUUGCAAUUUGUUCCAGUCAUUGGCAGCAGAGAACUGGAAGGAAUUGCGGCCAAAGGAGGUGUUGGCUUUGGGGAUGACCAGUGAGAUAUACCCGCUGGAGCGCAGACUACGGGUGGGUGUUGCUAUGGUGACCAAUGAGCUAAGAUAAGGCGGGGAUUUGCCUAGCAGUGAUUUAUAGAUGGCCUGGAGCCAGUGGGUUUGGCGACGAAUAUGUAGUGAGGACCAGCCAACAAGAGCGUACAGGUCACAGUGGUGGGUAUUAUAUGGGGCUUUGGAGACAAAACGGAUGGCACUGUGAUAGACUACAUCCAAUUUGCUGAGUAGAGUGUUGGAGGCUAUUUUGUAAAUGACAUCGCCGAAGUCAAGGAUCGGUAGGAUAGUCAGUUUUACGAGGGCAUGUUUGGCAGCAUGAGUGAAGGAGGCUUUGUUGCGAAAUAGGAAACCGAUUCUAGAUUUAACUUUGGAUUGGAGAUUCUUAAUGUGAGUCUGGAAGGAGAGUUUACAGUCUAACCAGACACCUAGAUAUUUGUAGUUGUCCACAUACUCUAGGUCAGACCCGUCGAGUGUAGUGAUUCUAGUCGGGUGGGCGGGUGCAAGCAGCGUUCGGUUGAAGAGCAUGCAUUUAGUUUUACUAGUGUUUAAGAGCAGUUGGAGGCUACUGAAGGAGUGUUGUAUGGAAUUGAAGCUCGUUUGGAGGUUUGUUAACACAGUGUCCAAUGAAGGGCCAGAUGUAUACAAAAUGGUGUCGUCUGCGUAGAGGUGGAUCUGAGAGUCACCAGCAGCAAGAGCGACGUCAUUGAUUUACACAGAGAAAAGAGUCGGCCCAAGAAUUGAACCCUGUGGCACCCCCAUAGAGACUGCCAUAGGUCCAGACAACAGGCCCUCCGAUUUGACACAUUGAACUCUAUCUGAGAAGUAGUUGGUGAACCAGGAGAGGCAGUCAUUUGAGAAACCAAGGCUGUUUAGUCUGCCAAUAAGAAUGCGGUGGUUGACAGAGUCGAAAGCCUUGGCCAGGUCAAUGAAAACGGCUGCACAGUACUGUCUAUUAUCGAUCGCGGUUAUAAUAUCGUUUAGGACCUUGAGCGUGGCUGAAGUGCACCCAUGACCAGCUCGGAAACCGGAUUGCAUAGCGGAGAAGGUACGGUGGGAUUCGAAAUGGUCGGUGAUCUGUUUGUUGACUUGGCUUUCAAAAACUUUUGAAAGGCAGGGCAGGAUGGAUAUGGGUCUGUAACAGUUUGGAUCUAGAGGUCUUCAUUGACCUGGCCAAGGCUUUUGACUCUGUCAAUCACCGCAUUCUUAUUGGCAGACUAAAUAGCCUUGGUUUCUCAAAUGACUGCCUCGCCUGGUUCACCAACUACUUCUCAGAUAGAGUUCAAUGUGUCAAAUCGGAGGGCCUGUUAUCUGGACCUCUGGCAGUCUCUAUGGGGGUGCCACAGGGUUCAAUUCUCGGGCCGACUCUAUUUUCUGUGUAUAUCAAUGAUGUCGCUCUUGCUGCUGGUGACUCUCAGAUCCACCUCUACGCAGACGACACCAUUUUGUAUACAUCUGACCCUUCAUUGGACACUGUGUUAACAAACCUCCAAACAAGCUUCAAUGCCAUACAACACUCCUUCCAUGGCCUCCAACUGCUCUUAAACGCUAGUAAAACUAAAUGCAUGCUCUUCAAUCGAACGCUGCUUGCAUCCGCCUGCCCGACUAGAAUCACUACUCUCGGCGGCUCUGACUUAGAAUAUGUGGACAACUACAAAUACCUAGGUGUCUGGUUAGACUGUAAACUCUCCUUCCAGACUCACAUUAACAAUCUCCAAUCCAAAGUUAAAUCUAGAAUCGGCUUCCUAUUUCGCAACAAAGCCUCCUUCACUCAUGCUGCUAAACAUGCCCUCGUAAAACGGACUAUCCUACCAAUCCUUGACUUCGGCGAUGUCAUUUACAAAAUAGCUUCCAACGCUCUACUCAGCAAAUUGGAUGUAGUCUAUCACAGUGCCAUCCGUUUUGUCACCAAAGCCCUAUAUACUACCCACCAUUGUGACCUGUACGCUCUUGUUGGCUGGCCCUCACUACAUAUUCGUCGCUAAACCCACUGGCUCCAGGUCAUCUAUAAAUCCCUUCUAGGCAAAUCCCAGCCUUAUCUUAGCUCAUUGGUCACCAUAGCAACACCCACCUGUAGUAUGCGCUCCAGCAGGUAUAUCUCACUGGUCAUCCCCAAAGCCAACACCUCCUUUGGUCGCCAUUCCUUCCAGUUCUCUGCUGCGAAUGACUGGAACGAACUGCAAAAAUAUCUGAAGCUAGAGACUCUUAUCUCCCUCACUAACUUUAAGCAUCAGUUGUCAGAGCAGCUUACCGAUCACUGCACCUGUACACAGCCCAUCUGUAAUUAGCCCACCCAACUACCUCAUCCCCAUAUUGUUAUUUACAUUGUUAUUUAUUUUGAUAAUUUGCAUCCCAGUAUCUCUAUUUGCACAUCAUCUUCUGCACCUCUAUCACUCCAGUGUUAAUACUAAAUUAUAAUUGUAAUUAUUUUGCACAAUGGCCUAUUUAUUGCCUUACCUCCAUAACUUACUACAUUUGCACACACUGUAUAUAUAUUUUCUAUUGUGUUAUUGACUGUACGUUUUGUUUAUUCCAUAUGUAACUCUGUGUUGUUGUUUUUAUCGCACUGCUUUGCUUUAUCUUGGCCAGGUUGCAGUUGUAAAUGAGAACUUGUUCUCAACUGGUUUACCUGGUUAAAUAAAGGUGAAAUAAAUAAAUAAUAAUAAUAAAAACAGAACCACAGAGAAACACACACACACACACACACAUUCAGAACCACAGAGAAACACACACACACACACACACACACACACACACAUUCAGAACCACAGAGAAACACACACACACACACCCAUACAGAAACACAGAGAAACACACAUGUAGGUGGUAAUGUAUAAAAUACACAUUCCUUACUAUCUUUGAGCUUACCAUUGUCCAGCCCAAGGAAUUCCAAAUAGAAGGCCUAGCAGCCCCAGACUAUUCAGGGCCAAGGGAACAGUCAAUACCAAGUGGAGAGCGGAAACAAUAGUCCUCUCCACAGAUCCACAUCUGUCCUGUCCUACCAUGCAAUACACCAGUCAUCUGUCCUACCAUGUUAUACACCAGUCAUCUGUCCUACCAUGCAAUACACCAGUCAUCUGUCCUAUCAUGCAAUAUACCAGUCAUCUGUCCUACCAUGUUAUACACCAGUCAUCUGUCCUAUCAUGCAAUAUACCAGUCAUCUGUCCUACCAUGUUAUACACCAGUCAUCUGUCCUACCAUGCAAUACACCAGUAAUCUGUCCUACCAUGUUAUACACCAGUCAUCUGUCCUACCAUGUUAUACACCAGUCAUCUGUCCUACCAUGCAAAACACCAGUCAUCUGUCCUACCAUGUUAUACACCAGUGAUCUGUCCUACCAUGCAAUACACCAGUCAUCUGUCAAAUCAAAUCAAAUCAAAUCAAAUUUUAUUGGUCACAUGCGCCGAAUACAACAGGUGCAGACAUUACAGUGAAAUGCUUACUUACAGCCCUUAACCAACAGUGCAUUUAUUUUUUACAAAAAAAGUAAAAAUAAAACAACAACAAAAAAAGUGUUGAGAAAAAAAAGAGCAGAAGUAAAAUAAAGUAACAGUAGGGAGGCUAUCUAUACAGGGGGGUACCGUUGCAGAGUCAAUGUGCGGGGGACACCGGCUAGUUGAGGUAGUUGAGGUAAUAUGUACAUGUGGGUAGAGUUAAAGUGACUAUGCAUAAAUAAUUAACAGAGUAGCAGCAGCGUAAAAAGGAUGGGGUGGGGGGGCAGUGCAAAUAGUCCGGGUAGCCAUGAUUAGCUGUUCAGGAGUCUUAUGGCUUGGGGGUAGAAGCUGUUGAGAAGUCUUUUGGACCUAGACUUGGCACUCCGGUACCGCUUGCCGUGCGGUAGCAGAGAGAACAGUCUAUGACUAGGGUGGCUGGAGUCUUUGACAAUUUUGAGGGCCUUCCUCUGACACUGCCUGGUAUAGAGGUCCUGGAUGGCAGGAAGCUUGGCCCCAGUGAUGUACUGGGCCGUACGCACUACCCUCUGUAGUGCCUUGCGGUCGGAGGCCAAGCAGUUGCCAUACCAGGCGGUGAUGCAACCAGUCAGGAUGCUCUCGAUGGUGCAGCUGUAGAAUUUUUUGAGGAUCUGAGGACCCAUGCCAAAUCUUUUCAGUCUCCUGAGGGGGAAUAGGCUUUGUCGUGCCCUCUUCACGACUGUCUUGGUGUGUUUGGACCAUGAUAGUUCGUUGGUGAUGUGGACACCAAGGAACUUGAAGCUCUCAACCUGUUCCACUACAGCCCCGUCGAUGAGAAUGGGGGCGUGCUCAGUCCUCUUUUUUUUCCUGUAGUCCACAAUCAUCCUAUCAUGUUAUACACCAGAGAUCUGUCCUACCAUGCAAUACACCAGUCAUCUGUCCUACCAUGUCAUACACCAGUCAUCUGUCCUACCAUGCAAUACACCAGUCAUCUGUCCUAUCAUGCAAUAUACCAGUCAUCUGUCCUACCAUGCAAUAUACCAGUCAUCUGUCCUACCAUGCUAUACACCAGUCAUCUGUCCUACCAUGCUAUACACCAGUCAUCUGUCCUACCAUGCUAUACACCAGUCAUCUGUCCUACCAUGCAAUACACCAGUCAAAUAGUAGUAUUCCACUCCAGUGAAAACUGGUACUACUUCCAUAGACAGUGCGGAUAACAGGGAAUUGUCAAUGGCUUGGAGCCCCAUUUCAGCCAAUCAGAUUGCAGAUUUCUCCUAACCCGUUUUAUAAGCCACAACAACAUUUUUAGUGAUAGUUGUUCCUGAUCAAGUCAUGCAGUCAGAAUGGAAAAACCUUUGCCUGUAAUAACGUGUGUGCAGCAGGGAACCAUCACUCCAUCUUAUGACUAAGAAGGCCAACAGAACAGACAGACUGGCCCACAGCAGGUUUUCACACCCACUGUAUGAGUGGGCCCGGUUGCCAUGACACCAUCCACCCCCUAUCCCCACCUACUCUACACCAGUCCAAUCUGGUUCCAUAUUAUGUUCCUUAUAGAAUGUUCUAAUGCAUGUAUUGCUGAACUGUCUGUGCUCACAGUAAAACUAUGUGCUGUUAUGAAUACUAUGAUGUUGAUAUUUUCACAAAUGACUGUUUGUCUGUAAUGCAACUGCUAUAACUCCACUAUGAUAAUGAAUGUUUUUUUUAAUGGCACUGGGUUGAUGUACACUUAUAUACUAAUAGUAUUAGUAAGGCCCAGAUGAAUGACUUGGUGGUUAAAUGAACCGUGUUAACCCCUUAGAUACCUCACAGUAUGUACUGGAGAUACUGUAUGACCACUAUGUUCCAUGUACCCCAACAUAGCCUGGUCCCAGAUCUGUUUGUGAUGUCUUGCCUCUAACAUGUCUGUCAACACUAAUCUCUCACCCCCAAACCCUCAUUCCCCUCUCUCACCCCCCAACCCUACUCCUACUGACCCACUCCCUCACCCUUACCCCUCAACCCAAACCCUCUCCUCACCCCCUGACCCCUUACUCCCACCCCUUCAACCCUCAUCCCAAACCCUCACCCCCUCCUGCAGAUGACGAGCACGACCUAACCUCCAACGACGCUUCCACUCUCUCUCAGUCUCUGUCCCAAACUCAGUCCCCGCAAAUAACUCCAGCUAAAGAAGGUAUCACACAGAGAGAGAGUGUUGUGAAAUGUGUUUGUGUGUGUUUCAACAGAACUGUCUUUACUAAGGUUGUGCUGUGUUUUAUUAUGUCAAAAACACAUAUUCUAGAUUCCUUUGGUUCCACUUUUACCUCAAAGGUUAUAAUAGAUACAAAGUUAUAUGGAAACCUACUACAUUACUAUUGUGUUAUCAACUUCACUAUGUUUAAUCAGUUCCAAUUCUGUAGUAUCUUACUUCCUCUUAAUCACAACACUGUCAACAAUGACUCAGUUUUAUUUCCUGUAGUAACUACUUCCUGUCCCUUUGAACAACAGUAACCAACACCGCAUAACCACAGAACACUUGAGUAGCCAUCAACACAGUUCCCCACAACAAACUGCUCCUUGUGUGUGCGAGCGACACAAUUCAUGACACAGUCAACCAGUUCUUCUCCUGUGGUGGCCAAAUCGGUUCAAGUGUUGCUCAACAACCUCUUAUGAUGUCAUACGUUGGUUCAUUGCAGUACAUUGAAAGUCUCUUGUAAUAGAACAGUAGAACAGUGCUUGUAGAGAACACUGUUCAGUGUGGUAACCCUUCCCUAUGAGCCUAUUCUCUCUAUUGGCUUUGUUACAUCACACAAAACGUAACGUUAGUUAUCCAAGGAGAGCUGUUAUGUGAACACAACAGACAGGAUCGAGGGAUAGAUGGGUAGAGGAUCAAGGGAAUGGUAGCCCUUUGUUAGAGUAGAGCAAAGACAGGAUAUAUUUACUAGGCUAUCAGCUGAAAAUACAUACAUGUGUGGGUUACACAGUACAUAGAACAUGCCUUACAGUACUGUAGGGUGGGACAGUACAUAGUCAUGGUCACAUUAACAUUGGGUGUGAAAUACACUAUUGAAAGAGGUGAUCAUUGAAUUUGAGGUGACUAGUAAACAGAUUCACGCUGUACUGUAAUGACAGAUUUCAGAUAGGGUAGGUGACAUUACAUUUACAUUUUAGUCAUUUAGCAGACGCUCUUAUCCAGAGCGACUUACAGUUAGUGAAUACAUCUUUUUUUUUUAUACUGGCCCCCCGUGGGAAUCGAACCCACAACCCUGGCGUUGCAAACGCCAUGCUCUAUCAACUGAGCUAGUAGCACCUUAACAUAUUUUGUGGUCAAACAACAUAGUAUACAGGCCUGUAGCAGACACAGAAUCAGGUUUAUUGUUGUUGUGGUUGGUGGUGGUCUACCCUGUCUGACCUCUGACCCCUCUCCGCUGCUCUUUCCAGAGAACCACACGAUGCAGAACGGCAAGGACGGCGGUGACCACGAGGUGAACGAAGAGCUGAGCAAACGGGUCAGUCAGCUGACCACCAGCGUGGAGAGCAUUGAGGUCAAGGUCCGCACCGGCGAGAAGAUCGAAGACUCCGCCCUCUCCCCCGAGAGCUCGCCCUCCAAGUCCCCCAACAAGAAGAAGAAGAAGUUCCGCACUCCCUCCUUCCUCAAGAAGAACAAAAAGAAAGAGAAAAUGGAGGCCUAG
Messenger RNA from Coregonus sp. 'balchen', 36341 nucleotides. Lineage: Eukaryota; Metazoa; Chordata; Actinopteri; Salmoniformes; Salmonidae. The record is from the annotation of a GenBank genome assembly.